AAAAAUUUUGGUAUGUUUAAAACUUUAGACGAUUUAAAGAAAGGUGAUAAGGAAGAGAAAUAAAAGAAAACAAGUAAUUCUUAUGCAGGAGGAGAAAAGAGGUAUAAAUAUAAAUGAAAUAUUAUAGUGGAUUAUCAGUCGAAAAUCCUGAUGGUUAUGAUGAAUUAAUAAAUAAAGCGUAAUAAUAUCUAUAAAAUAUAUAUAGAAAACAAGGAGGUAGUAAGCCUGAUACUGAUGAGGAUCCAAAAGAAUGGUGUAAAAUUACUUUAUGGAAUAAUGGAUUUUAAAUUAAUGAUGGUGAAUUCAAAGAUAUCAAUGAUCCAGAAAACAAAAAAUUCAUAUCUGAAUUAAAAUAAGGGUAUUUAAAUAAUGUUAAUUGAAAGUAAUGUGCCAACAGCUUUACGUUAAAAAUAUCAUAAAGGAUUGAGUGUUAAAUUAGAAGAUAGAACAUAAGAAAAAUUUGUACCACCUCCCCCUCCAAAAUAUGUAGAAUUUAGUGGAUCAGGAGUAAGUUUGGGCUAAUAAUAAUUUGUUUAAUAACAAUAAUAAGUUAAAGUAGAUUUAAGUAAGUAAGGUUAAAUAUAAAUCAAUCCUAAUUAACCUACAACAAAUAUCUUGGUGAGACUCUCCACUGGAAGUACAAUAACAUUGACAGUCAAUACAACAACAAGAGUCACAGCCAUUCAAUAACAUCUUUUAAGGUAUUUUUUUUAUUUUUGUUAAGAAUGAUGAACUUACCUCCUCAAAAAUAAAUUUAGUUAAUAUCUGGCUUCCCUCCAAAACCAAUUUCAAAUAUGAAUUAAACAGUAGAAGAAGCUGAUUUAUGUGAUUCCUAAAUCACUUAAACAGUUAUUUGAAUUUUAAGAAC
This is a messenger RNA of Paramecium sonneborni, 868 nucleotides long. The record is from the annotation of a GenBank genome assembly. Lineage: Eukaryota; Ciliophora; Oligohymenophorea; Peniculida; Parameciidae.